AUGGCACAGUGCCAUCCACUGGUGACACGUUUGGUUGCUUCAUCAGUGACAGCAGCAACGCAAGCAGGAAAAAUAAUUCGUGAUAUAUUUACACAAGGAGAUUUAAAUAUUAUUGAUAAAGGAGUUAAUGAUCUGCAAACAGAAGCUGAUCGUUCUGCACAAAAUUGUAUUAUAGAAUCACUGAGUAGACAAUUUUCAGACAUAACUAUUAUUGGAGAAGAAGGAACAUCCAGAUGUGAAGUUCCAUCAGACUGGAUUGUUACUGAUUUAGAUCAAGAUGUAUUGAAGGUUAAACUUCCUGAUUAUCUCGAAAAUGUUUCUCCGAAAGACGUGUGUGUAUGGGUUGAUCCACUUGAUGGUACUUCUGAAUUCACUCAAGGAUUAGUGGACCACAUUACAGUAUUAGUUGGUGUCGCAAUAGGAAAAAAAGCUGUGGGAGGUGUAAUUCAUCAACCUUAUUAUAAAGACGUUCAAAAAUCAUCACUAGGUCGUACUCUGUGGGGUAUUGAUAAAGUUGGAAUCGGUGGGUUCAAGCCAAUCCCACCACCAGCUGGAAAAAAAAUAAUUACAACUACACGGUCGCAUUCCAAUAAAACUGUUCAAGCAGCACUGGAUGCUAUAGAACCUGAUGAAGUCAUACGAGUUGGAGGAGCUGGUCAUAAAGUAAUGCUUUUAUUAGAAGGCAAAGCAAAUGCCUACGUAUUUGCAAGUCCUGGAUGUAAAAGAUGGGAUACUUGUGCUCCAGAGGCGGUGCUACAUGCCGCAGGAGGAACUCUUACUGAUCUAUAUGGUGAUAAUUAUCCGUAUGAUGCUGAUACUGAACAUCCUAAUACUAAAGGAGUACUGGCUACAGCACCCGGUGAACAGCAUUCGUGGUAUCUAUCACGUAUUCCUGAUCAAGUUAAACAAGAAUUGUAGUUUUUAUUUUUAUUAAACAUCACAACGCAUUUAGUUUAAUUUAAAUUAAUUUUUUUUCCCUUGAAUUGUUUUCUGAUAAAAAUUAACACGUGAUUUCUUUAUGAGAAGAUAAAAAAUUUGAAUUAUUAUACAUGAAAUAUAGUUUUACGGUUUAAGCGCAAGAUUAACGCGAUUAAAUAUAAUAUAUAUGUACGGAAUAAUUAUUAGACAUAAAUCUAUUAUCAUAAAUUGCAUUUAAUUAUUGAAUUAAAAAAAAAAAUUAUAUAAAUAAAUAUUAAUUUGAUUAGUGAGCUUUAGGCUUUGCACUUUUCACUUUUUUUAAUUUUUUCAGUCCAUUUAUAUUUGCUUUUAAUAGAUUCCAGUAUGCCUGCUGGAAUUUAUUUACAUCCUUGGAAUGAAUCUGAAAUAAAUACAAAUUUUUUAAUUAUUUAUUAAGUAUAUUUGUGAUAUAUGAAAUACAUGAGAUAACUUUCAGGUAAUUUACAUUUACCUGAAGAUCGGAACGUUUUUCGCGCAAUGAAAAAAAAAAUUGGAAAGUAAAAAAUCUACUGGAUGACUAGAUUUCUAAAAUAUUUGGCAUAUAGAUGCUGGUAUAUCAACCGAAAAUUUUAGGCCACAUUCAACUUCUGAAACUACCCCUUAAGCAGCCAAAUUACAUAAACUUUUUUCAUUUUCGUUGCUUGAAAAACGUUCUGAUCUUCAGGUACAUUGAUUUUAACAAGUAGCGAUCAAACAAAAUAGUUGUUUUUCUAGAUAAAUAAAAAAUGAGUGUGAAUGUAGCAGACAUAAGACAAUUUAUAAAUUUUAAAUAAAUAAAUCAAUCAAUCAAAAUAAUAAAAUUGAAAAAAAAUGCCCGUACGGGUCUUGUAUUUUUCUAAAUACACAUUUUUUAAUUUUUACUCAACUUAUUAUUAAAUUUAUCAUUUAAAAAAAACUCAAAAUUUAUUAAACGUUGGCUAAGUUCAGUAUCAUAAUUUUAUUUAAUACUUUUCCGUGAAUUAAAAUAAAGUAUUUAAUGUCAAAAAAUAGAGCACUGACCAUAAAUGGUACUCCUACACCAUCCAAAAUUUAAUUCAUUUUUCAUUAUUUCGAAGUCUAAUAAUUUUUGAAUAUUUUAGAAACGAUUAAUUACAAAAAGUUAAAAAUAUUUGAAAAAAUUGCACCUAUAGUUUUAUAAAUUUUCUACAAGUGCAUGUUUUUAGUUCUGUUUUUUAAAAAUUAAAUUAUGCUAAAAAAAAUUGUUAAUUGUCUGCUAACUUCAGGAUUAUAAUUUUUCAACGAAUGAUUUUAAAUGAGUCCGAUAAUUAAAAUUACUAGAGAAAACUAUCGUAAUAAAUAGUAAAUAAAUAAAUUAUUGAACUUACAACUGUAGAGAUUUUUUUCGAGUGUAAUUUAGCUCUUACUAAACAGAGAUACUCUGUUGGUUUUGGUAAAGGAGGAUUACCUUCUCUAGGUUCUGGUUUAUUAUGUCCAUUGACUGAAAUAAUAUUUAUAUUUAAUUACUCAUAACAAAUAAAUUAAUUAAAUAAUCAAUAGAGAACAGUAAUUGAUAUUUACAUCUUUUAAUAGUCAGAGCUACUGAACCUGACAGCCGUGACUUUUCAAAUAACCUAGUGAGUUCACUCAAAAACUAUAAAAUAUAUAAUCAUAAUUAGUCAUCAAAUGUAUAUAAAUACAUUUAUAAUUUAUUAUAAACAUUUAAAAUUUUAAUUUUACCACAUCAUUUUCUAUUAAAACCAUUCCGGUAACAUAUGCCUCGACUAAUGUCGAGCAUGUGCAAAAAAAAAUUAUUAAUUUAAAUAAUUUACAAUUUAAUAUUUUAUAUUUCAGGUUAUGUUCAAAGUGACAACGACGACAACGUAAUUACAGCAAACGAAAAAUAUUUAACUACAGCCACCUGUCUUAAAAUAUUUAAAUAUUUUUUUUGCUUACCAACAAUCGACACUAAACAAUAUCAAAAUUUAUGAGUGUGAAUGUAGCAGAUAUGAGACAAAUAAAAGAAUUAAACAAUUAAAAAUAUAACAAUAAAAGAAAUGCACAUACUGAUUUUCAAAUUCUACGAAUGCGAAUUUUUUAAAUUUUAUUCGAUUCAAAUUUAAUUCACUUGUUUCAAAAUUAAAAAAAUUGACAAUUAUCAACUACAUUCACACUCAUCAAAAUUUCCGAAUCGGAGCAUGAGCACGAGGGUCCGAGAAAAAAAAGACCAACUAGUCCAUGUUUAUUCAAAUUAAAUUAUUUAAAAUAUUUAUUUAAAUUGUAAAAAGUCAAUACUACAAUUACUUUUCAUUUAAAUAAUAUAAUUAUAGGCGGGUUUUAGUUGGAGUAAAAUAAAAAUGGAUACAGGUAUCAAAGUUAAAAUAACAAGUAACAAUGAGUGUUUAUUUGAUAAAUCAAUUGACAGUUCAAAUAAAAAAAAUAACAAAAUAAGUAAUUUAGUUGAAAACUUGAAAGUGAUGCAACAACAAGUCAAUGACUUCUUGACAACUUUAAUUGAAUCUCAACAGGUAUCCAGCAAAGAUGAAUCUCCAGAAGUAUCCAGUGAAGAUGAAGAUUCAGAUGACGAUAAUGAUGGAGAUACGAUAGAUACUAAAAAAUGUAAAUUGAAAUAAAAUUAUAGACCGGUUUUAAUAAGCGCACCGUUAUAUACUUGUUUUAAAAAAAUAAAAUAAACUGACAGUUGAGAAAACGAG
Molecule: messenger RNA, 3608 nt
Organism: Microplitis mediator
Lineage: Eukaryota; Metazoa; Arthropoda; Insecta; Hymenoptera; Braconidae
Product: 3'(2'),5'-bisphosphate nucleotidase 1
Exons: 4
Coding region: 1-918 (305 amino acids)
Biological process (GO): phosphatidylinositol phosphate biosynthetic process
Molecular function (GO): 3'(2'),5'-bisphosphate nucleotidase activity
Source: RefSeq, a predicted model, not a curated record